GAUGUGGGAGGGUGCACAUGUUGUUUUCUGAGCAUCAGCAGCAGGGCUGGCCAAGGCGAGGGACUUUGGCCAUGGAUUCCUGGCAAGUCUCUAGGGCUAGAUGCUUCCAGAACCAGGGCUGUGGAUGGAGCGGGAGAUUCGCAGCCCUCUGCUCGGAACCACCCACAAUUCCCUUUCCCAGGAGCUGCCCUUUAUCAGCCCUGAGAAGCCUUGCAGACACUGGGGAGGAGCUAUGCUCUCUGCUCCCAUAGGAGGAGGUGGCCUUGCCCAUCCUGUUCCUUCACUUUUGCCUUAGUGCAGAGCCUCCGCUGCUCCACAGCCCUGCAGCUCUCCUGCAGCAUCAUCAUAGGGAAGAUGGCAGCCCAGAAGAAGGCCCGUGAUAACUGUCCUAACUUGCAGACCGACCUGGAAAACCUGAUGGGAAACGUAGAAGUCUGCCGCAGUGUGGGCUUGGAGAUCAUCAACAACACCAAAACAGUGACGCUGGAGGACUUCAGGAGUUACUGCUUCAGUGGCAAGAUCCAGACCGUUCUCCCCUUCGAUAUCGGUCCACACUCCGUAGGAAGAUGCGUUUUUGCAAAGACUCCAUACAGCCUGCGUGGGAGUGUGGGUGUCCUGGUCUGCAAGGCCAGCUCUUUCUCACUGGCCAUCAUGUUCUCCAACCCCUUCGACUACAUGCUUUACAACAUCGAGUUUGCUCUGCAGCUCUUCAAAUCAGAGAACCACAUGGGAAACCUCAAUGCAGUCUUCUCCCGUAUGAUGGAAAGCAAGCCUUACAGCAGCUCCACACUCUUCCAGCGAGCCAAGCUACAGUCCGAGCAUGAAACCCUGGAGGUCUCCUUAGAGAAUAUUCGUGUCAGAGCCAAGAUGUCAAACAGUGAGAAAGCGAUCCUGAAAGUCCAGGUGAAACCUGUUCCCACCUGCAAGGAGCAGAGUGAAAAGCCACCAUGUGGCUUCUGGUAGCCUGUUGAUGUCUAAUGCCACCAGGAUGGCAGGACAGAAAGCCCCAGCCCAGCCUGAGCUUCCUGCAACAUGCAGCACAGCCCUACAAGUCAUCACAGCCUCUGGAUCUGCUGUGGCUCCAUUUCUGUGAAGCCUGCAAGUGUGGCAGGACUCUCCAGAAGAGCAUCAUCUCUGCAGGAGGUGCUGCAGUAGAGUACCUCCAUCCUCGCUGUGUGGGGCUGGUGGUACCAUCCCUAUUCUGCCUCCCACAGGUUGCCUGUGAUCAUCCCUGUCCUGCAACCCCCAUGUCCACCACUCCCCAAGUUCCCAAGCCUGUGGAGCCCCCGUGCCUCAUGUCACAAGCACAUUUCAUCAUCAAACCCCAACGGCAUAAACAAAGGCAGGAUAAGAGCAGUGUCCCAUCCCCAACAGCCAGGAAAGGGACAGGUCCUGUCCCAUGUCCUGCUUGAGGGCUUCUUCUCCAGGCUGGUGAGGACCCUGGCUGUCUCCUGGUGUUUUCUGGAUGCUGAGGGUGCAGGUGAGGGUCUGCCCCAACGCUGUGGUCACCAGCACCCCACAUUUCUAUUCCCCACAUGAGCUGUGCCCCCAGGUCACCCCAGCUUUGACCAUCGGUAUUCAGAGCAGCCAACGCCUACAGCAGGGAAACUAGGGAAACCAUCCCCACCUCCCUUCCUCUUCCUCACCACACUCCUUCCCAGCACAGGCACAGAAGUGGAGACCUUCUGUGUCCGAGCACCUUGGGGUGCAGGAUCAGGGGCUCUCUGGAGCCCCUUUUUGUCUUUGGAGAGGGGAAUUCACCAGUUUCAAAUGUUUUGAGGUCAUACGCACCCAGGUGCCCAGGAGAGAAGCCGGGACCAUUAGCAGACAUCAAACAAUCGUGGUCCCAGUACCAAUCCCCUGAGGGACUCCAGAUCUGGGUUUUGACUCCCUUAUCAACCAGUUUCCCACCUGCCAAACU
This is a messenger RNA of Cygnus olor (mute swan), 1921 nucleotides long. RefSeq lists its product as uncharacterized. Gene Ontology annotation, cellular component: pore complex. Lineage: Eukaryota; Metazoa; Chordata; Aves; Anseriformes; Anatidae. The transcript is spliced from 3 exons. Gene Ontology annotation, biological process: cytolysis in another organism; monoatomic cation transport; pore complex assembly. Gene Ontology annotation, molecular function: channel activity. Bases 355 to 963 code for a protein of 202 amino acids. The record is from RefSeq and is a predicted model, not a curated record.